CUGCCCGGCGCAGGCGCCGCAGCGGAGCGGGGCGGGAGCAGGCGUGGGAGCGCCGCGGGGCUCGCUCUGUGCGCGGGGCGGUCUCCGCUCGGUUCCCGCCGGGCGCCAUGCGGGUGCCGCUGUCCCUCCUGGCUGUCGCGGCGCUGCUGGCGCCCCGCCGGAGCGCGGCUUCCCAGGGGGAGCAGCCGCCCGCAGUGCCUUCACCAACAGGGAUUGUAGUAACAUCUGAAAAUUUCAAAACAGUUUUGCAUUGGCAGUACCCAUCUAUGUCUGAAACUCCUCGUUUUAUUGUGGAAAUCAAGCCUUACAAUUUAGGUCACUAUAAGAACGUCUCAACCUGUGUGAACACUUCAGCUUAUUUUUGUGAUCUCUCAGUGGAAAUAUGUGACCCUUAUUCAUCUCACUGGCUUCGAGUUAAAGCUGUUGUUGGGUCACAACAGUCUGAAUAUGUUGAGGCAAAUGAGUUUAUUUUGCAAAGGCAUGGAAAAAUAGGACCGCCAAAACUGAAUGUCUCAAGACAUGGUGAUAAAAUCAUGGUUGAUAUUCACCAUCCUGUAUUCCCUCUUUCUUGUAUUGAAGACAUUUAUUCACAUCUUGCCUACUUAGUGACUGUUCAGAAUAGUAAAAAUGAGACUGAAGAGCUCUACGAGGACAACUGUACAAUGCCUAAGUGUAGCCUCAAAAUCCCAGUUCUUACUGAAGGUUCCACUUACUGUGUUUCAGCAAUAGGAAUUUUUGAUUCUCUGAUGGUUGGCACUCCAUCAGAGGAAAGAUGCAUUCCUGUUCCUGUCAGGCAGACAUUGAGUACACAUGGUAUCGUCAUCCUUUGUGUUGUUAUUGGGAUCUUGACGGUAAUACCGACAGUAUAUUGUGGCUGCAAGAAACUGAGGAAGAACAACAUACAGCUGCCUAAGUCUUUGGUCAGUGUGAUGAGAAACCUGAACACAGGCACCUUAGCAGGACCAAGAUCAGAGGGGAAGUACAUACCUGUAACAUCAGGCCACUCGGAGUUGCCAGUGAAUGGAGAAGUAAACUUGCUGGAGAUAGAGCCAAAAGAACAAACUGUUAGUCCUGUGAAUUCCUGUGAUGAAGAAUCUUCUGUCCCUUCCCCAGAGGCACCAGCCAAAGCAGAAGAGGUGCCUGUGCAGGAAAGCACAGAGGAGAUCACUUUUGAUGCUGAUGUACAAAACAGCGAAGGAAAAGAGAGUUACUUCAUUUCUAACAGUAGCCAAAUGGAUAUAUGCAGUAAGUCUUCGGGAUCAGAGAUGCCUCCCACAGAAACACAGCAAACAGUAAUUCCUAGCAACUGCUUCAAGUUUUCUGGCUAUGACAAGCCUCAUGUUCCGUUGGAUAUGUUGAUGAUAGAUGUUGGUGAAGAACAGCCUGUGAAUGCUUACAGACCAACUGAGUAGCCAGGAUAACUGAAGUGCUUAACCACAACUCAGAAGGAAGAGCAUUACUGAAGGUUGUGGAAAGUCUGGGUUAAAUUGUGAGCACCUACAAGUUGUACUUGUUCUGAUCAGUACACAAUUGAAAAUAGUACCUGAAAAUGGCAUAAAAAGUGUGGGGAAAUUUCAUAAUAGCCACCUUAAGAAUGCUUUUAUAUAUGAUAUAACUCAUUAUUUCCUAUUUCAAAUAGCGCUGUGUUUUUUGACAAUACUCUAUAGAAAACAUACCAUUGACUAUAAAACAGCAGCUGUACCGUUAUUCACUUCUGCUUCAAAUCUUGUUCAAAAUUAGUUGAAUGAACAUAAUGCUUAAGAAAUCCUUCACUUGAUUAUGACAGGCAUGUGCAAGAAAUUUUUGAGAGUUUUUACUGUUACUGGAGGUAUCCUCUUGCUUAUCUUUUUCUUUUGAAGAGUAUUUUAUAUUAAAUUAAGUGCUCUUAUUUCUUUUAAAUAAGAUUAUGCCUAUAAGCUCUUCCUGUAUAUCUUAAGAAUUUGAUUCCAUGUCAAAGAAGUAAGAAGUAAUGGCCAUAAACUAACAGCAUAAGAAGUUCACCUCAAUAUGAGGAAGAACUUUGCAUUGAGGGUGGGUGGCAGAGCACUGGAAGGGGCUGCCCAAGGAGAUCACGAAGUCUCCCUCUCUGAAGACAUUCAAAAUCCACCUGAACUCAUUCCUAUGUCAGGUGCUCUAGGUGACCCUUGCCUUGCCAGGAAGUUGGACUGGAUGAUUUCCAGAGGUUCCUUCCAACCCUUACAAUUCUGUGAAAUUGUAGUCUUUGCUGUUAACUUCAGUACAGCAGCACCCAUUUGGAUCACCUAGUGGAAUUCUGGCAGAACAUAUUAGCAAGCUGACUGAUCAUCACUGAGAAAAAAAAGUCCAAUGGGUGGUUGCACAAAUUCUUUAGAAAAUGUCCUCAAAACUCAAAAACCUGGUUCUUCUGGGAUACUUUUAUCCUAAUUUUUAGAACAAUACGUUCUCUAAAUAGAAAUUAAUAGAACUUCUUACAAGCAUGUUUUCUAGCAGGAUGAAAAUCACUGUAAUUUCCUGUUUUAAUAACAUAACUCAGGAACUACGUAAAGUCACCCUCUGAAAAUAUGUCUCAAGACAAUAGGGAAAUAGUGUGGUUAAGUUGUACUUCGUAAGUUUUAUUGUCAUCUGACAGCCUUCUGAAUUUUGUAUCAUAGAGUUGUAGUUUUGAAAACUGAGGAAUAAGAAUUUUGUAUUUUAUAUAUAAUUUUUUUCGUAUUGAAAUCCAUGCAAUCAAUUUAUUUCUCUUUAAUCAAGAUUUGAUAGGUAUUUUCUAUUUGUAGGAAAUGUUUAUAGCAAAUUAUUAAUGAAGGGAAAAAAAACACACUACGAGUACAAGUUGGUCCAUUUAAAAAGACAUUUCUAUAGGGUUAUCAGAAUUGUUAGCCUGUUACAGCAGGUGGUUUUAAAGGAAAACCAGUGUCAUAGUACUUCUGUCUGUACAUUUCUCAGUGGCAUGAGUACUCUUAAGGUGAAGUUAGUUUAUACAGGAGUUUCGGGAGUGCUUCUGUUCCUGUAUAUAUCAGAUAUUGAUAUAUGCAGUGGUGCAAAAGAUUUAAAGACAAUAAUGGUGCACAAUGGUGCAAAAGAUUUAAAGACAAUAAUUUUUCCCAUCACUACUGCACAGGAAGGUAACAGACUGGUUACCAGGGUUUUGAUAAUUUUAGGAAAAGCCAAAUCAAGCAGGUGAAUUUUGUAGUUAUGAUGUCAUGGAAAGCCCAGUUAAUAAUUGUUAGCUGGCUGUGAUUUGUUUCUGCAUUCUAUUCAAACAUAAUGAGACCCCCUAGCAACUUUUUCAAUGUCUUGUUCUGGGUUGAGUUCCUAGAAGGCAGCGCUUAGUGACUUACUGCUCAGGAUGCACCAGUGUGUAGGUCUCCCCAUGGUGCAGAAAAUAACACUCUUGGUGUUACGAGUAGGAUUUUUGAAAAUCAGCAUUAAUUGCAGUUGAAACUUCAACUAAACUGACUUUCCAGGUUGUGAUGUGGUUUAUCACUGAAGCUCCUAGCAGGCUGUCUACAAAGUAGAUGAGCAGCUGUGUCUUGUGCAAAGAUUGGAGUUGAUGCAAUUUCUUUCUGAGUUUGGAGGUUUGUUGAUGAAUAUGAAUUGCAGUAAAUACCUCAGGGAUUUAUAAAUGUCAGAGAAGUGUUUAAGGUAAAUUUGGCUCUGAAGGGAUAAAGAGAACGUUAGAAACUGUAAGAUUAGUCUUGUUUUUUGGGAAGAAGUUUCUGACCAGACAAUUUGCUGAGUAUUUUCUUUGCAACUGCUCAGAGUAUUUAACCUUGCACUUGGUAGCUUAUUUUCCUUCUGUCAGUUUUGUGGGAGGAAAAAAAAAAAAAAAGUUGAUGCUGUCCAAGAAAAUCAGGAAUUUAGGAAUAUUUGAUAUAUCUGCCACAAAACCAAGAUUCUGUCAGAAGCAUGUAAUUUUUUUUUAAAUUAGGUUUACAUUCUUAGCAGUUCAUGAGGAAACCCUGGUGCUGUUAGAACUAAGACUUAGCAUCUUAGAUUUGUGUGAGCUGUGUUUCAUUGUUCUGGAAGAUUUUCCUUUGCUGACACAGUGGAAGAGGAGUGCAGAUAGACACAUUUUAAAACCAAGUUACUAUCUCCAGUUCUUUUCUCUUAACCCUGCAAUACAACUACAUUGUACAUUCUUCUGAAUGUUUCAACUCACACAGAGUCAAAUGUGAGUAAAAGGACCCAGCCAGGAGCUAGGAAAUCAUUAAGAACAGCGAUGUUAAGAUCAAUAAGAAAUGACACAAAAAUAUAUCAUAACAUAUGGGAAAAAUUUGUCAUGGCAGGUAGUCACAUAUAUUGGAACGGUGGUAUUAUUUUAGAAGCUGAAAAUCAACAGCAGUAUGAGUGCUUUGUACUAUAUCACAUAUAUGUACAACAGACCUGCUCUUGAAAUAAAACAAGGUUAAAUGUACUUUUAAAUCAAAAUUCUGAGCUGUAAACACAGAAGCCACUGAACUAGCACCAUCCCUGCAGUCAGUCUUCUGUAUGCUGCAUACUUACCUAGUGGCACAGGGAUAGUUUAGAUGUUUAAAUUGCUCAGGCCAGUUUAGAGCUUUUGUAGUUGUGAAAUAAAGAAGUUUAAGGGUGCAGGAUUCUUUUACUAGCUGUGACUAGCUGAAAAUGUGAGGCCACAGUGAGACAAAAUGUGUUUCUGGGUCAGUAAGCUCUGUUCCCACCAGUCCUAUUUUUAGCAGUUGCCAGUAGUGGUAUUGAAAGCCUAAGAGUAGGGCAAGUCAUGGUGGUAAUCUCUGGAUACAAUCCAGCAGCUUGCAGUGUGAGGAUUCCUUGGGAUGGGAAUGGAAAGCCUUUCCAGCUACAGCUAGUUAGCCUUGCUUUUGCAGUUCUGUAAUACCAGCUAUCUGAGCAAUGUUGUUGGCAACCUGUCAGGCAGUAUUUAUCUAUACAUUUUCACCUGAGUUUGUUAAUUAAUAUUCUUGUGAUGAAGUCGUUUCCUUGAGCUUCUGAGUAUUCAUACACAGCACCUUGAUCCAGAAUGUGGAAGUGCCUAACAUUUAUACAUUGAAAAUAAUGUAAUAUUCAUGCCUUUUGUAGGCCUAUCCAGUAUGACACACUUAAAAGGUUUUGCCUUUUCUAACCUUUUCAGCUGAUUUUUACUCUUGUCCUGGCUGCUUAGUACUCCUUUCCUCUCGCUUCAAGGUAAUUUGGGUGAUAAGUUAAGACUCCAAAACAUUAUAUCCUGUGAAAGAGAACUUCACAAAACUUUGGCCUCAUACCUGCCAACAUUUCUAAGAACUUCUUUAGUUCUUGUUCUUGAGUGGGCAUUGUAAUUUUUAUUACUAGAUCUGCAGUUAACAAUGAGGUAUUGUGGCAGUACUGUGUGCUGGCACAGAAACAUCAAAUCUGCUUUUGUGUGGUUUUCCACAUAAGUCAAUAAUGUAGUUUAAAAAAAAUUUGUCAAAUCUACUGACAUGUGUGGAAACAAGACAGUUGUCUGGAACAGAUGCACAUACUUUUUUUUAAACCCUUCAUAGAAGAUUGCAGAAAAAGAAACUUGCAUGAGAAAACCUGCUUUUCUCAGGGUUAGAAAUAACCCGUUGCUCUGAAGUGGUUCCAUGUAAACAGUUGAAUAUUAGUAAGAGAUGUUGUACUUUGUUCAAAUCAAUAGUUUCAGCACGUCUUAAACCAAAAACCCAAAAAGCAAAAACACACAACCAAAAUGACAAGCCAAAUACUAAGCACCUUUUAUCUUAGGAAAAGGUGACCUGUGUAAAUUCUUUUAGUGUGUGGUUUUUUUUUUUUUUUUUUUUUGUAGUUCAGUCCUUUAACUAUCAAGUUCUUGUUUAUUAAUACUCUCUAUCUUCUCUAAAUGGAUGCCAUCAUUGGGCUGAAAUCUGUAAUGAAAUUUCUGUAAAUACUGUACAGUUUAAAUGUUUUUAUAUGUAAAUAAAAAAAAUAUCUAAGAAGAAAAA
Pyrgilauda ruficollis (rufous-necked snowfinch) is the source of this 5915-nucleotide messenger RNA. It is a transcript of the gene IFNGR1, whose product is annotated as interferon gamma receptor 1. NCBI's taxonomy places the organism in Eukaryota, Metazoa, Chordata, Aves, Passeriformes, Passeridae. The record is from RefSeq and is a predicted model, not a curated record. Gene Ontology annotation, molecular function: cytokine receptor activity; cytokine binding. The coding region runs from base 108 to 1412 and encodes 434 amino acids. Gene Ontology annotation, cellular component: membrane. The transcript has 7 exons.